Cuscuta epithymum is the source of this 372-nucleotide messenger RNA. The record is from the annotation of a GenBank genome assembly. NCBI's taxonomy places the organism in Eukaryota, Viridiplantae, Streptophyta, Magnoliopsida, Solanales, Convolvulaceae.
UUCGCCAUCAUCUUCAUGAAAGUUUGAAAUCUGAGUAUUUAUUGGUAGAUGACCCUAAAGAAUUAUGGGAUAAUCUCCAAGAAAGGUAUGGCCAUCAACAAAAGGUCCUUUUACCAAAAGCUCAAUAUGACUGGAUCAAUUUACGAUUCCAGGAUUACAAAUCUGUAAGUGACUACAAUUCUGCUUUGUUCCAAAUAACAUCAAAACUAAAGUUAUGCGGACAAAAAGUCACUGAUGCUGAAAUGUUGGAGAAAACUUUGUCCACUAUGCAUGUUUCAAAUGUGCUUUUACAAGAGCAAUAUAGACAAAAGCAUUUUCAAAAGUAUUCUGAUUUGAUAUCAGUAUUACUAUUUGCUGAGACGAAUACCGACA